Peromyscus californicus insignis is the source of this 900-nucleotide messenger RNA. It is a transcript of the gene Park7, whose product is annotated as Parkinsonism associated deglycase. The transcript is spliced from 7 exons. Gene Ontology annotation, biological process: protein deglycation, glyoxal removal; guanine deglycation, glyoxal removal. Gene Ontology annotation, cellular component: nucleus; cytosol. The coding region runs from base 150 to 719 and encodes 189 amino acids. Gene Ontology annotation, molecular function: protein deglycase activity. NCBI's taxonomy places the organism in Eukaryota, Metazoa, Chordata, Mammalia, Rodentia, Cricetidae. The record is from RefSeq and is a predicted model, not a curated record.
ACGCACACCGCGGCGGAAGCGAGGAGGCUUGCGCAGCCGCAGCUCAGCGAGUCUGUCGGUGUGACGGGGCCGGGCGCGGGGUUGCCGCGGUACUGAGCGAGGCUUCGCGUGGGUGGAGGAGGCGCGGGUGCAGUCUUUAAGAAUUAGAAAUGGCUUCCAAAAGAGCUCUGGUCAUCCUGGCCAAAGGAGCAGAGGAGAUGGAGACAGUCAUUCCCGUGGAUAUCAUGCGGCGAGCUGGGAUUAAAGUCACCGUUGCAGGCCUGGCUGGGAAAGACCCCGUGCAGUGUAGCCGUGAUGUAAUGAUUUGUCCUGAUGCCAGUCUUGAGGACGCAAAAAAGCAGGGACCAUACGACGUGGUGGUUCUUCCAGGAGGCAAUCUGGGUGCACAGAACUUAUCUGAGUCAUCUGUGGUGAAGGAGGUCCUAACGGAACAGGAGAGCAGGAAGGGCCUCAUAGCUGCCAUCUGUGCGGGUCCGACUGCUCUGCUGGCUCAUGAAAUCGGUUUUGGAAGCAAAGUUACAACACACCCAGGGGCUAAGGACAAAAUGAUGGAUGGAAGUCACUACAGCUACUCAGAGAGCCGUGUGGAGAAGGACGGCCUGAUCCUCACCAGCCGAGGGCCUGGGACCAGCUUCGAGUUUGCGCUGGCCAUCGUGGAGGCGCUCAUCGGCAAGGAGAUGGCUGACCAAGUGAAGGCACCGCUUGUCCUCAAAGACUAGAGCCCGCGCUCGAGGCAGCCGCUGGAAGCCAGUCCCCAGCCUCGGCCCGCUCGUGUGUCAGAAGCCAGUGAGCCUUGGGAAGUAGCAUGGGAAGUAGCUGCCACAUGGGAUCUCACCCUGAGCCUGGGUCUGUACAUUUCUAAACAUUGCUAGUAGAAUAAACAGUUGACCACCUCUGGCA